Sclerotinia borealis F-4128 is the source of this 978-nucleotide messenger RNA. Lineage: Eukaryota; Fungi; Ascomycota; Leotiomycetes; Helotiales; Sclerotiniaceae. The record is from the annotation of a GenBank genome assembly.
AUGGGAUGGAAUUCUAUCGCAGGUUCAGAAGGCGGCUCAUUAUAUGAACAAGAUAUGAGAGUUCAGAAGGAGAGGGAAAGGAGGGAAAGGCCUUUAAUCGAUUCGCUAAAUCGAAGGUCUGGUUCAGUAAAAUCCAGCAGUCGUCUCGGGUCCCCGCCACCCGGCAGUGGGGUAAGUUCUAGAUAUUCAAGCAGCACAGUCAAAGAUCGCAGAAGAGCACCAUCACUUUCAACGACAUCGAGAACUCCAUAUGACGACAGAUCUCGGCACGAUCAACCUUCUUCCGUUUCAAUGUUAUCAGAGAGGACUGCAAAUCUGCAGCUCGUUGGUAGUAGUAGAGAGAUCGAAGAACAAAAGGCCCAGAGACGCAAAGAUAAAGAUAUCAUAAAGUGGGAUAAGCAGCAACGACUCGAUCGACUUGGUAUACACACACCCGCUUCAUCAGAAUAUAGUGGACCUGGUGGAAAACAUUCCAUAGUAGGCAUGGGGGAAAGUUUGGAUGAGCCACCUUUGGUCGUACCAAGAAGCUCAACGGGUUCUAGUUCUUACCAUUCAAAAUCGAGAAGGGAAGUUGACCCUUCAGUGUACAGCAACAGAACAGGCACGACUAUAGCUCCCCGUUCUCGUCGCUUGUCGGUAGCUCCACAUCCCGAGUCUCAAUACACAAGUUACAGGCGCGUGAUAUUACCUUCCGAUCACGGGUCUUCUCAACACACUUCGACUUCGAGUCGCCCUUCUAGACGCAUGUCGGUAGCUCCGUCUCGCCCCCCUUCUGAGUAUAGGUCAGUGGCUUCAAGUCAUCGUUCUGAACGCGACUCGUAUCAUGAUGAUCAAGUUUAUGAUCAAGUUUACGAUGGUUACGUUCAAGAUUAUGAUGAGGGCUAUGCUCCGCCUGCUCCAGCGCCUGGGGUUAACGUUAACAUAAUUAAUAACGUUGUUACUAAUCAUAGCAGUCGACGUUCAGGGUCGAGGCGUUAG